Molecule: messenger RNA, 3165 nt
Organism: Daucus carota subsp. sativus
Lineage: Eukaryota; Viridiplantae; Streptophyta; Magnoliopsida; Apiales; Apiaceae
Product: disease resistance protein RUN1-like
Exons: 10
Coding region: 225-2516 (763 amino acids)
Biological process (GO): defense response; signal transduction
Molecular function (GO): ADP binding
Source: RefSeq, a predicted model, not a curated record
AAAAUAUUUCUUUUUUCACAUAUAAAUUACAUAGGCAUUCAGCAUCCCCGUCAAGUAUGUGCUAUGGUUUCCCGUGAAUUUCACAGUGAUUCUCGCCGACAUCUGAAAGAUAUUAAAGUCAAGAUGAUGUUGAAAAUGAUAACCACUCAUCACAUACCGUUCCAAAUUGGACUUCAAGCUAGUAUAGUCAGUUCGUUCUCAACAUUAUUCGUGCGAUUUUUGCUAUGGAGCAGUACAAUCAUCUGCUAGUUGUUUUAAUUUGGGUUCUGCCAGUACUCAUUAUACUCACCAUAAUCACCAUCAUCAUUCGUUUAAUUUCAAGUAAGGAUAGACCUUGCGUGGAUUACCCAAGUAAUCCCUUAACUGCCCCUUCUUCCUCUUCUUCAUCUCCACCUGGCAGCUGGGAUGUGGAUCCCCAAAGUAAUCCGUCAACUGCGCCUUCUUCUUCCUCUUCUGCAUCUCCACCUAGCAGCUGGGAUGUCUUCCUAAGUUUUCAUGGUAAAGACACUCGUGGAAACUUUACCGCACAUCUCUACAAAGCUUUGCAUAAUGCAGGAAUUAAAACUUUCAUGGAUGAACCUCAACUCCGAAAGGGUGAAGAAAUUUCGGUGGGACUACUGAACGCAAUUCGUGGUUCAAAGAUGUGCGUUGUUGUUCUUUCGGAGAACUUUGCAUAUUCUAAAUGGUGUCUUAAUGAGCUCGUAGAGAUCAUUAGUACUUACGAGAGAACCAAAGGUCUGGUGGUGGUUCCUGUAUUUUAUAAUGUUGAUCCAUCAGAUGUUCGACACCGGAGGAAGGGAUUUAUGGAAGGUCUUCGCAGUCAAAGGAACAAUCACUCUGUUGAAAUGAUAAACAAGUGGGAAUGUGCUCUUGCUGCAGUUGGGAAGCUAAAAGGAUACCAUCUCAAAAAAGAUGCAGGAGAAAAUGAAGCAGACAUUGUUCAAGAUAUUGUGAAAAAUGCGGAACGACUGCAUGCAUCUGUGAAAGUACACAAUGAUGAACAUCUGUUUGGCGUAGAUUCUGUCGUUGAAGAUAUUUAUCAAAAACUACGAAUGGAAUCAAAUGAUGUCCGUACCAUUGGAAUAUGUGGUAUGGGAGGUAUUGGAAAAACAACAAUUGCCAGAGCUUUUUACAAUACUUAUCGUAACCAGUUCCCAGUUAGUUGCUUUAUUGAAAAUGUUAAAGAAAAUUUACAAGGGGGUAAGAAUCUACUUUGGUUACUUCAACAACUCUUGGUAAAGCUUCUCAGAAACAAUGAUUGUAGGGUCACUGAUGUGGAAGGUGGAAUCAGACAGUUGAAACAAAUUCUUUGUUUUAGUAAAGCUCUCAUUGUUCUGGAUGAUUUGGACCAGUCAAUCCCUUCAGAAUUGCAGAUAAAGUUCUGCAGCCUGUCUUCUCCAGGAAGUAGGAUUAUUUUUACGACAAGAGAUGCAAAUUUGCUAAAUCUACUGAAGAUAGAUAUUCCAGAAGUAGAUAUAUACACGGUGAAAAAAUUGGGACAAAAUGAUUCAUUAGAGCUCUUUAGCUAUCACGCCUUUAGGAAAUCGAUGCCACCUGAGAUGUUUAGAGAGCUCUCAGCAGAGUUUGUAACUUAUGCGGGAGGUCUUCCAUUGGCUCUAAAGGUGUUAGGCUCAUCUUUGCGUGGUAGAAAUCACGUGUCAUUUUGGGAAGCUAAGCUUAUCAAGGUUCAGAAAAUUCCAAUAGACCAGAUACAAGAAAUCCUUCAACUAAGCUACGAUGAAUUGGAUGAUGAGACGGAGAAAGCAAUUUUCCUAGAUAUUGUCUUCUUCUUUGUUGGAAAGGACAAAGACGAUGCUGUUUAUACAUUUAAAUCUUGUGAUUUUUAUCCUGACCUUGGAAUACCAAUUCUAGAAGACAGAUCUCUAAUAACAGUUGAUGAGUUUAACUGUUUACAGAUGCAUAAUCUUAUCCAAGACAUGGGGAGGAAAGUUGCUCGCGAAGAAUUUAAUCAAGGGAAUGGCAGAUACUUGCGCUUGUAUCAAGAAAAUGCAUGCGAGCGGUUGCAAAAUCUAGAGGGAGCAGAUCAUAUUGAACUUCUGGUACUCGAUUUAACCAGAUCCACAGCAAGACAAUUGACUACCAAAAUAUUUAGAAAGCUGUGCAAGUUGAGAUUACUUGAAAUAAUUGAUCCACAUAACAUCAUCUCGGGAGAUUUUAAAACUUCAUGUCAGGAGUUGAGGUGCAUGCGAUGGUCUCAUUGCUCGUGGACAAGUGUUAAUGCUAAUUUUUGUUCACAAAAACUUGUCUGUCUUGACAUGUCAUACAAUCGACUUGAUUCAUCAUGGAAGAAGAGUGAUGAGCAAGCAGUUCCGAUUUCGUUCCACGAAAUAAGGCGAGUGAUUAGCUCAUACUCGAAAUUCAAAUUCGGAAGUUAUCGGCCUGUCAUUUUUGCUGUUACUGUGUUCAUCACAAUAUCGCUACAGCUUCAGUGUCUGAUGGAUCCUUUAGGUUUCAAAUGGCUUGAUCUUUCUCCGCUAUCACCUUCGUCUUUAUAGGAAAGUGAGCCUUUUUUAUAUGUUGUCAUUCUACACUAUAGUUUGAAACCUAAUCACUGUGUGUGUUUGCAGGACAGAGGAGGUGUUGUGGUGCUAACGAGUCCAACGAUGGCAAUGGAAGGCUACUUUGCAAAGAGAAUGAGGACCCAAAUCCAAAUGCACAGAAUUGUAGUUUUGGAGAAACCGUUGUCACAGCGGAUAACCAACACAACUCUGUCAAGGAAACGCACCCUUUUAAUAGUCAACCUGUCUUUGGGAAAACAAUUGGUACUACUGAUGAGUUUUGCACCCCAUCGCCAAGGCGGUUGCGUGACGUUGAUUUAUCUGCUGUUACUCACCGAACACCCCUGGACAUGCUUAUUGAAAUGCAGUCGAAUAAGCAGAGCAGGAGUACCCGUUUUCAACUUCCCGCUUCUAGAAUUUUGCCACGCCCAUUGUAGGUUACAAACGCAAGUUCACAGCACCCUCAAGACAAGGACACUUAAAGUAUCCACAAGAGAACUGCAUUCAGGACGAUAAAUCUUUCUCAGCGUCACAGCAUUGAGAGUACUUCAAACCGUACGUUGCAAUCUGGUGUAACACAAUGUGGUCAGGAUGAUGAUGUAAAUAUUAUUGUUCCUGAGCCGGGACAGCUUGGUAUUAACUCCAG